Pelobates cultripes (western spadefoot toad) is the source of this 23714-nucleotide messenger RNA. The record is from the annotation of a GenBank genome assembly. NCBI's taxonomy places the organism in Eukaryota, Metazoa, Chordata, Amphibia, Anura, Pelobatidae.
GCUCGCACUAGGCUGGGGCGGAUCACGUGAUCGGCAGCUCGGCGCUCGGCUGCGGUGCCUGCGGAAGCCGGAAGUGGCUGCUGUUACGGGGAGAGCGUCACGGAUUCCCGGUGAUGAUGUAACCGGCCUGGCCGGGGCCCUGAGACCGACACCGGGGGGGGAGACUGCAAGCAUGAACCUCCUGCCCUGUAACCCGCACGGAAACGGCCUGCUCUAUGCCGGGUUCAACCAGGACCACGGUGAGAGAGAGGGGGAGGGGAGACAGGGGAAGGGGGGGUGAGGAUGGGGGGUGAGAUGGGAGGACAGGGCGAGGGGUGGGUGUGAGAUGGGGGACAGGGGGAUGAGAGUCUGGGGAGGGGGACAUGGAGGUGAGAGAAUGGGGGUGGGGGGAACCUAAUAGGGAGGGAGGAACAGAGGUAUCAGAGGGUGCCUGGAAGGGAGAGAUGGAAUGGGUACAUGAUAAGGAGGCAGGGGACAUGGGUGGGACAGGGGAUAACCGAGAAAGUGAGAUGGAUAGAGCAACAGGGUGUGCCCCAAAGGUAGUGAUUAAAACAAGGGGAGGGGGGCAAAUGAUACCAGAGAGGUUGGGGUGGGAUGGGGCUAGGGGGGCAGCCAGAAAGAGGGAUGGGGUGGAUAUGAAAUAACUGAGAAGGAUGAAUGGGGCAGGGAGUAGCUGGGGGUAGUUUGCAGGGAAGAAUGGGACGGGACAGAGCUGGCAGGGGGGGGACUGAAUGGGGCCAGGGGGUAGAUGACAGGGAAGAAUAAAAUGGGGGGCAGAGGGUAGCUGGGAGGGAUGAAAUGAAAAGCAGGGUUUACCUGUGAAGGAGGAAUGGAGGUUGGGAGGGACUGGUGAUAUUGAGAGGGGGGAAUGGAAUGGUGGGCAAGGUUAUGUAUAGAGGGAGGGAUGGAAUGGGGGGGCCAGGGGCUACCUGGGAGCGAGGGAGGAAUGGAAUGGGGGACAGGGGGUAUCUGUGGGAGAGGUACGGGAUAGGGGACAGGGGUGUCUGUGGGAGAGGUACAUCAUAGGGGACAGGGGUUGUCUGUGUGAGAAGCACGGGAUAGGGGACGGGGUAUCUGUGGGAGAGGUACGGGAUAGGGGACAGGGGGUAUCUGUGGGAGAGGUACGGGAUAGGGGACAGGGGGUAUCUGUGGGAGAGGUACGGGAUAGGGGACAGGGGGUAUCUGGGAGGAAGGCAGACAAGGAAUUAGAGGUCAGAGGAUACUUGAGAUGGAGGGAUAGAAUGUGUGACUUGAAAAGGAGAGUGCAAAUCGGGAUGGAAUGGUUGAUGGGUAGAGGAAGGUAUGAGUUGAUGCUGGGAGGGAUGCACUAGGGGGUUGUGAGGGAGAGAAAUGGAAUGGGGGCCGUGUGAGGUGAUUACAGGGAUAGAACGACAACAGAUUCUGGACAGGAUGGAGUCAGGGAGUGUGAGAAUAUAUUGGAAAUGGAGGGUUGUGGGGGGGAGGGAUGGAAUAAAGAUAUUAUAAGGGUGAUCAUUGGAGGGGAGAUGGAGUGAGUGCUUGAGGAGGAAUACAGGGACGUAUUGAUGUGGGAGAGACCAAGAAGUGAGUAUUGAAAUAAAGGUGAUCAUGGUGGCAAUAGAACGGCAGGAAUGUGAGAAGAAAAAUGGGAGAGACCCGACCCUUCAGGGAAACUAUCCAAGCUGACAAUAUUCCAUUGAAACCUAUAUCUGCACUAACCUGCUCACUCUCAAUUUUAACCAAAUCUGAUGCAAAAUGUAAAAAAACCAAAAACAGUGAUUUUAUGAAUGGAACCAUAUGAUAUAAAAGAUACGUAAUAUUUGGGGUCCCCACAUAAAAAGGAAUCACUAGUAAAUUUAAACUUUUAUUUGUUUUCUAUAUAAUUCGUUUUAUGAAUCUUGCCUAAAACCCGUGUGUACACCAUUGAUUCAGAAAACCCUGCCCCCUUUUCCCUGAGUAAGCGUAAAUAUAUCAUUUAUUUAUUUUUACCAACUGCUCCCUCAGCCUGUUCUUCCUCAACUGAAUUCUUUUAUUUUCAGCAAAAAAUAACCCAGGAUGCUGACUCAGCCCAGCCAGUGACUAUGUUAGCUUUUGUACCGCAAGCCCAACAUUGUGAUAAAGAGAGCCGAUGUAUGGACCUUCAUUUUUUCAUUUAUUUAAAAUCAGAUUUUGUUUUCAUAAACUGUAAAAUAGUAUAUUAGGGCUUGUGCUUCGAGAACAACUGUAGGGAAAUCCCAAUAGAAACAGUGGAGUGUUCAUGCUGAUUUCUCCUCUUUUAGAACUUUGCUACAAAACGGCUGAUUACACCAAAUCCCCUUUUUUUUUUAGUUUUUAUCAAUUUCAAAAGAAAAUUUACCAAAAUAAAUAUUGCCAAACUGUUAUUAUAGCGUAGUUUGUGAAUUUUUCCAAAUCUGAUACUUAUGUUUAAAUUGUGCAAUAUUUAUUUAUUUUGCAGUUCACUUGUUAGUGAAUAAAGCCCGCCCAAUAGAAAAGUGGGGUAAAAAGCUAAACGUUCAGCAAUCACCAUGAACAUAUUAGUGAUUGUUUCACUUCUGCAUCAUUGUCCUAAAUUUACUCCUUAUGCUUAAUGAUCGGUGUGGCAAAAAGGUUGCUAUCAGAAUACGCUUUUGCGAAUACAUUUGUCCAUGCUGAAUCUUUGUAAAAUAUUCCAGACAAUGAUUUAUUUCAGAUUGGAGUGCGAAAAGUCUCCCCAGGCUCCAGCAAUGAAUUGUUGUUCGCAGUUACUGAGUCACAGAUCUGCUAAUGAACUUCUCAGCAGCACGCAAUAACUAAAGGAGUGACUGCCCUUGUAUUUAGCAUUUCACCUCUUGUCCUCUCUUCUCCGUCUCCGUCACUCUCUUUCGCUCCUCCUUGUGUUUUCCUAUUUCGAUUUCAUUUAUCUUGUUUACUAUCAGCUUCAGAAUACAAUUUUGAUUUUACUGCAUAAUGUGUUUUUCUUAUUGGGUGCACAGUGCCCGUCACAACAUCCGUUAUCUUGCACCGUAACAUGGGAUAAAUUUUUUUACAACUUGUAUAGACUUGCAGGUAAAUUUCUACUAAACACCUGUCAUUGACUGCUUUAGGAACAGAUUUAGACUGAUCACAGUCGAAGUCUUUGUUGGCAAUGUGAGGCAUUCUGGGAUCCUACAUCCUACGCUGACUUUUUAGUAAAUACCUGGGGUGGAAUGUAAAUGUAUAACUGUAAGCUUGUAUAGUGCCAGUUCGCACCAAGUUUUAUGUUGUAUUUAAAGCUACGGGACCCCUUUUCUAAUGGAGAAUCUGCUGUGUUUUUCAGGGUGUUUUGCGUGCGGAAUGGAGAAUGGAUUUCGUGUUUAUAAUACCGAUCCCCUGAAAGAGAAGGAAAAGCAAGGUAAUAAAAUGUGGUGAUGCUGUCACUUUAACAGUGCUCUGCUUUUUGCUAAAUUAGUGGGAAAGACCACAUAUAUUGACAGCAGCAGAUUGGUUUUGUGUUAUUUACAAAUCUGGUAACUGUAAACAACUAAACAUAUUUUGCUGUGGAUUUUGCAUUGAUGUCCGCAGAGACAAGCAAUUGGCUAAAAAUGCUAAAACAAACCUGGUCUCUCCGUAUUGUGUGUGUUUUUUUUUUUUUUUAUUAUAUCCAAGAGCUAGUUUGCCAUAAACGUGUACACAGUAGUCAGGGAGUAGUAUUAUUGAACAUGCACAGCAGUCACAGUAAAGGUAGUAAUGCUGUACGCAUGAAUUUUAAAAAUUGGAGACAAACUCCCAGGAAGUUUUAAAGUUUAGGGUUUUGGAGUAGUUGUGGUUUCCUGGUUUGUCACACUUUUUCUGGUGAGACAGGAGGAAGGUUAUUUGUGGAGCAAGUGAAAAUUAAAAAAAAAAAAUAUAUAUUUUUUUUUUUUUUUGGUUGGGACUUGGUUAAUGUUGCUUGUACACUAUGUGGUGCUGAUACAUGGCUUUCUGAUUUCCCAGCUUAUUGCUGAUUAUUAUUAUUUAUAUAGCGCCAACAGAUUCCGUAGUGCUUUACAAUACUGAUGACCCGUGUUUGCUUUGUGCACCCAGCCAUGCUGACCUGAAAGGAGCAAUACGGUCAUCCUGGUAUAAUAAACAUUCAUUACUCUCUGGGUCCAACCAGAUACACAUUGCUCUUUCUUUUGUGCUUUUUAUUUAUAUAUAUAUAUAUAUAUUUUUUUUUUUAUUUUUUUAUUUUAUAUAAAGGACAAGCCAUUUAAUUCAUAUUACUAAAAACUGAACACAGAAUGGCAUUAUUUACAGAAGUAUGAAGGCUAUGUUCCUGGUCUAGGUCCAAUGAAACUGUAUUAUAUAGAAAGGCCAACUGUUUCCUAGACCAGUAUGUACUAACAGCCACAGUGAGCAGAGGGGUCACAUUUCUGCAGUUAUCGAGUCUUCUUCCAAUGCAAGAACAGGAUGAAACCAUUACCGGCAAAGACAGGAGUCUUUAAACCUUCAUUAAUCAAAAUCUUGGAAUGGUUGUUGACUGUGUACAUAUCUGAAGAUCACUGUGUCCACGACUGAAUUUGUUCUAGGCUGGCAAUAUAUUGCAGUGUACAGAUGCAAUGAUACGGAAUAUCGUUCGGAACUUCCUUAAAGGGACACUGAAGGCAUCAAAACAACUUUAGCCUGAUGAAGCAGUAUUAGUGUUUUAUAGAUCAUGUCCCUGCAGCUUUUUGUUUCUGUUUAUACAGCCCUAGUCCUACUAUAGAAGUUUUUAUCUCCUGCUCUGGUAAUUGAACUUUAAUCACUCACAGGAGGCUCCUGCAGGGUCUAGCAGGUUUUUGACAGCAAGAGAUAAGAAAUCCUGGGGGCGUGGCCGACCACGGAGCUGAACAGUCGCAUGUCUGUGGAGCUCUGCAUCGGCCCCACAGACUAAGAGCCUUACAGAGCAGAAAUCAGCUCCAAAAACGCGCAGCUUACCUGCCACCCGACAGCCGACAACAUGGGGCGCAAACAUAGAAAGCAAACUCACACGGAGCGUCCCGCGGCACCUGAUAUCAGGCUGGCAUUUCAGAGGCCUACACAGGCGCGGCCCGCCAAGAUGGCGCCGGAACCGCAGAGUGAGUUAGAGACCUCUGACGACUCCCAGGAAGAGAGGGACUCCCAAGCUUCCCUCCCAGGCCCCACUCCCAGGUCUGACUCGGAGGAGGAUGACUCCCCAUCAACAAAAGGGGACAUCAGAAGGCUGCUGACUGACCUAAGGCAGGUCUGGAAGGCCGACUUAAAGGAGACACAUGCAGAAAUAGGGGUCUUGCAGCAGAGAGUCCAGGAGGUGGAGAACAGAGAAAGCUCAAGAGAUCACCAACUCCAAGACACCAAACUGCAACUAGAGGGUCUUACUGAGCAGGUCCGACGCCUAUAAGGAGCGGUGGUAACACUUGAAACCAGACACCACCGACGCAACGUACGCCUCAGAGGUAUCCCUGAAACGGUGAGCGGUGAAGAUUUACUGCCCUUUGUCCGGAGACUCACCUCCUCCAUGGGCCUUGGAUGUAAUUCAGACACCCCACUGAUACUGUCCACCUUCAGGGUGCGCAAAUCGCCAGCGGCACCCGCUGGUGCCCCCAGAGACACCAUAGCCACCACCAGAGACAUAGCGGCGAGAGCUGCAAUCAUGGCCGGAUCCAGAUCAUUGGGCUCGGUAAAAUUUGAGGGAUGCGAGGUGGCCAUAUACAGUGACCUCCCUUUUGCAGUGCUUGCAGCAAGGAGACUACUAGCACCAGUCACUAAGAGACUGAGAGACCAUUCGGUCCGGUACCGAUGGGGCGCAGAGGGAUUGCUAACGGUACAAAAGGGCGCCGAUAUACUCACCCUGACCUCGGGAGACGACCCAGAGACAUUCCUCAAAAAAUUAGGCAUAUUAGCCAAUGGACACAGAAAGCAACAUGAGAAACGCAACACUUAACUAUAAUAAUAAUGAUGUUUUUUUUGUUGUUUUUUUUAUGCAUAUAAGCCAAUGAGGAAAGCUUCUCACUAUUCUUGCUACCCCUAACCCAGCACUCCAUGCUAUUAACCUAUAGCCCUAGAUAUCUGACCCCACAUAUAUAUAGGAUAUACAGAUUGAGCCGGAAGAUUGUUGAAAUCUAGCAACCUCGAAUAUUAAGCAACCUCUUUAAGUAGAGAUCUCCGCAGAAGAGUAGAAAUGUACAAAUUGUUCCCCCACCAUGCCACAGCAAGGGUCUCUCUGACAUUGUGAUUGUUACUCUGCUUGUAGCCCAACGAAAUGUUAUUUGAUCCUGUUCUACCUUAUAUAAUAACACAUAUAAUGGAAAACUGUAUACUGUGUGUAUAAAACCUAAUAAAAUACAAAUUCAAAAUAAAAAAAAAGGGAUAAGAAAUCCUAAAUUAAACAUAAUGUGCAAUAAAGGAACUUUCAACAUUAGAUGGCAUUUUACAGGAAGUGUUUAGGAAGGCUUUGUAAGUCACAUGUAGAGUGAGAUGGGUGAAAGUGAUUAAACUCCUAAAUGGCUUCUAGACCCCACAGGAACCUCCUGUGUGUGAUUAAAGUUCAAUUUACAGAGCAGGAGGUAAAAACAUCUGAUUUGAAAAUGAAACCAUUUUUUUUUCAUGCAGGCUGUGUAAGUCAUAGGAUGUGUGGCUAGGGCUGCAGAAACAAUAGUGAUUUAACUCCUAAAUGGCAGAGAAUUGAGCAGUGAGACUGCAGUGGCAUGAUCUAUACACCAAAAUUGCUUCAUUUAAGGGAUUUUCUAGUGCCAGAAAAACAAACCUGUUUUCCUGGUACUGCAGAAUCCUUGAGUGCUCCCCCUAUGGCUUAUUCAAUGCUUUCCUGUGGGGACUCCGGCGACGCUGGAGGUCCUCAUGCAGAGCGUGAGGACAUCCAGCGUCGUUUAGACGACUAAACGUCGUCUAAAAAGCCAGAAGUCCCUCAAGUGGCUGUCUAGUAGACAGCCACUAGAGGAGGACUUAACCCUGCAAGGUAAUUAUUACAGUUUAUAAAAACUGCAAUAAUUACACUUGCAGCGUUAAGGGUGAUGGGAGUUGGCACUCAGACCACUCCAAUGGGCAGAAGUGGUCUGGGUGCCUACAGUAUCCCUUUAAGCUAAAGUUGAAGUUAAAGGAACACUUUAGGCACCAUAACAACUUUAUAGAAAUUAAGUUGUUAUGAUGCCAUGGAGCCAGGAAGUCCCUGGUGCUGACUCACUCUAAGGUGUUAAACUGUUCUCAAAUGGUUUAACCCCAAUUUCUCCCUGCCUCUUUGCUUUUCCAUUUUCUAAAAAUCUCUAAAUCGGAAGGCUCUUACUGAAUCAGGUGGUGGCGUCACUGAUUGGUUGAGAGUGGUCAGCUGACAAUCGCAGCCAAUCAGUGAAUCCCCGUUUAUAAAACUGUCUUGUAAAGAAACGUGCCUUUUUAAAGUCAGUUUUAAGAAUAUCGAUUCACUGAUUGGCUGAGAGUGCCAGCCAGUGCCGCUGAUGCCCGAUUCUGCAAGAAACUUCUGGUUUAGAGAUUUUUAGAAAACCGAAGCCCAGAGAGGCAGGAAGUUUCGGACAUGGAACACAGGCUUUGGGUUAAAAUUAUUUAAACCUUUAAGGUGAGCCAGCGCCAGAGACCUCCUGGCACUAUAACAACUUACUUUCAUUGAAGAUGGUAUGGUGCCUAAACUGUCCCUCUAAGGACAUGUUAUGGUGACCAGAGUAUUCCUUUUAAUAAAUUAAUAUCUCUGCAUCAUGGAUCUGAGAGCAGAAAAGCAUAAAAAUAACUUUUAGUUAUUAGAAAAACAUUAAAAAUAGCAAAAGGGUCGUCUGUUUGUUACAGACCACCUAUCGCAUUUUGAAUGUAAAAAUAUUUUUUUUUUUUUUUUUUUUUACACUACUUCGUCUUCGUACACACCAGGUUUUGUGAAAAUGUGAUAAAAUGAGCUUCGAUGAGAUUCCUCCUGCCACAUCUUGCCGUUUCCCAAAAGCAUCACUUGCAAUGGCUGAAAGGGAUAAACUCCUUUCUGUGCUAUAGAAUCCUAUGGCAGCUUAUGGCACAAGUGUAUAAGCUGAAAGGGGAAUCCAACAUUCACUUCAAGGAAGACUGAAAGGUGGCGGCUUGGGUACCACUGUGCAAAGCAGGCAUGUCCCAUGCUGGAGCGCUUUGGAUUUCACAUAACAGUACUGCUUAAAACCUGUCUAGUGCCCAGGUGGGGGGUUCCAGGGACUGACACAGAGGAGCCUGGCUGUGCUACCACUUUAACAGUUCAGAACACACACAAUGCCAUUAUUAACCCUUGAUGUGCCAGUAAUCCUUUGUACAUGUCGAAGCAUCACUCUGGAAAUCUACUUGUAUAAUAUGAUCUACUAACUGCUUGGACUACGUAUUGGGUAAAGGACCUGGUUUCAGGAGUAAAUUGUUAAAAGUACGGCUUUGCAAGAAGCUCAACUUUGUCCCAGGCCUCUGGCAAACAGACAGCCCCAUCUCAGAGAAUGCAUUGUAAGCAUCGGUUGGUGGCUCCUGUCUGUCUUUAGGAGAGAAAUUUACUUUUUGGUUAUCAAUAGUGUCAUGCCAAAAGCAUGAGUUGGUGUUUGAUGUGUGUUUAUAUAUGUUAAGAGUUGUGUUUUUGUAAACCUUGGGAUGACAUUUAUUGUGGUCUUUGAUCUUGCACCAGGCCUAGACCAUAAAACAUCUAGAUAGCCAUCACCAGAGCUGGACACAAGGAAUUUCAUAGAGUGGGCAAUAGACUGCCAGACCAGCCCCCUCUGAUCCCCCCCCAGGGGUCUGCCCACUGAGAAACAACUAGUUUAGAUAUAUGAGGGUGUUGGACUAUCCAGGGAAGUCAGUUAUUCAUUUUUCUUUUUGUCAGUAACUUCUAGGAGAUCUAUACCAUCUAAGACUCCCACAAGAAUUCUAUAUGGGGUAAAUAUAUGUAAGGAAUUUCUUGUGUUUUCUCCUAUUUUAUUUUAUGUACUGUUUUGCAAUUUGUUUUCUGUAUGUCAUUUAUUUCUGUAUUUUGUACUCAGCACUGUGAAUCCUUUUUGUCAGAUUAAAUGUUUACUUAAUCAGCUUGUGUCUCUGUUCUCUAUGAGCUUCACUCUCCAGAGGAAAGCUCAGGUAAACACGUUACCAAAAGGGGUUAACUAUAUAUGUUUUAUCAGUAAAAGUAGAACUGUGAUACUAUAAUUCUCCUGUGUGUGGGGUAACCUAAGACGCCCGGGUUUAAAAGUCUUGGUGGUGGCAGUAGUACUAAGGGGGAUAGUGUAGAAGGGAUUGCAGGGGUUAAUUGAGUGGUUGCUGGGACUAGCAACAGGUAACCAGGGGUCUGGUGUCAUUAACCCUGUCACUUCCACACUCUCCCCACUGUCUCGGCUGGGCCUAUAGCCCACGCACGUGACAAAUAGUGAGCUUUGGAUUUUGUCAUUUUUUAAAAUUUAUUUUUAUUUUAUUGUUCUGCAGGAUACAAUAAAGGAGACCCUUCAUCUGAAGUCUUAUACAAAGCAUUCUUUAAUGUUGACAUCAUUGUUACUCCUGUCUUUGGGAGCUACAGAUACCUACCUUAAUAUAUCACCUCCCUUAGCGCACAGUGUCCCUUAUUAGGGACUUACUGCAAAGUUGAAUUGCUAAGGAAUGGAAAUGGAGGUCCAGAGACCCCUCUGAAAGUAUAAACUGUGAACACAAGGCAUCGUGCUGGUUGAGACUUUGCCUUUGUUGUCCACACAGUACAUGUAAUUGCAAUUGGCGUAUAAGUGUUGUGAGAGUAAGGCCUGGUUGCAAAGCACAGACCUCUAUCUUUGCUAACAAAGCGGUGUCCCAUGGUAUUAUUCAGCGAGCCUUGCAGUGAUAGAAGGUCAUUGUUUGUUAGAAGGGCUGCAAUAACUUGGGAUGUAGUAGGCUCGGAUUUCAAGGCUCGGAUAGUGAGAUGGCACAGUCUGGAUCCUGUACUAAAGAGAUCUCCACGUACUUACAGACCUUUUUACUGUAUUUUCUCUUUAAGAAUUCCUAGAGGGUGGAGUGGGUUAUGUGGAGAUGUUAUUUCGAUGUAACUACCUGGCUCUAGUGGGAGGAGGGAAAAAGCCGAAGUAUCCUCCCAACAAAGGUAAGUCUUUAUAUUCUGACAUUUUACUUUGUAAUAUUUGAACUGUAACAGGAGAGACAAAUAGCAGCCAGACCACUUCAUCCCCCCAGUUUUAACCAUGCAGCUGAUAACAUUGUUGUUCUGCAGAAUGACAAUGUAUUCAUUCCAGAGUUUAAACGCCGUUUGAGAACAUGGCAGCUUAUUUAAUCAUCCCAGUGUUGUGUGUAUGUACUCACAUUCAUUCAGUUGUGUGGAAGCUCUGUGCAGCAAUGGCAUAUUCCCUAUAGACUUCCAUUAUAAUUCAGAGAGCUUUGACUGGCUGCAUUGAUUAAGCCAUGUCUCCUAUUCCGUGAACUGGACAGGGCAGGUAUUUAGUUAAUAUGAGAACCUACAAAUCUGACACGUGCACACACUGAGCGUCAUUUUAUUGGUCUUUAUGACGCAUUAAACGGGUGGAGAUCAAAUCCUGCCCAGUGUAAUCUUUUCAGUGUUUGCACUCAGCUCUCCAAGAAAUUUUAUAUAAAGCUACGAGGAUUAUAAUUAGUAGAAACCGGUGAUCUCACUAGGUGUUACCGUUGAGAUCCACAUGAAUCCUCUGGUGGCACCAUGAGCAUUUAAUACCUUGUCUUAAAACUAGUACAGAGUAAUAGUCACCACGUUUCCCACUGUGCCGCAGAACGGCUCUUUAUACGGGAUUGCCAAUAUGCAACUCACAUCUAAUGGCAAACACGUCGUGUGUGGUGGGGUCAGAUAUUCUCAUGUAAUAAAGAGGACUAUUCUCUGUAAAGCUUGAGUCUCUCGGGGUACUUCAAUAAAGUGAGAAUUCAAAGUAAAUUUCAAAUUUAAGGCCAGAGUAGUCAAAAUGGAUGCAUUGCUGAAUUUGUGCGGGUCGGCUAAUUGUACCUUGAAUUUGUGAUUCACUUUAAAUUCUCACUUUCAUUCAUAAAAAUGAAAUCAACUGUUGAAUCAAUGUCCUGAUAUUAACAUUAAACCUAAAACAACCAAGCUGCUGUUAUUGCCGAAUUGUAUAAUUUUUCAAAUUGCAUAUGUUUGGCUAAAAUUUGCAAUUCCAGUUUUAAUUUUGCUACAGUUUGGAGUUUAGUGAGUAACCCUGCUUGUCUCUCUCUAAACCUCUUUUCUAUUCCCUGCACCUCUACAGUGAUGAUCUGGGAUGACCUGAAGAAAAAAACUGUAAUUGAAAUAGAAUUUUCCACGGAGGUGAAAGCGGUGAAGCUCCGGAGAGACAGGUACCUGCCUCUUGACUAAACAAACUAAUUUGCUGCAGUGUUGCUUAGCGUUGUGUUUUUAUAAAGAUAGGUUUUGGAGGUGUUGUAAUAGGAGUGUUAGACUGGCAGUGAUCACAGCUGAUAUUGACAUGGCAGAAGAUGGAGUGAUAAGUGUCUUCUUUACAGAACUAAUUUGACCUACAUAUCGUGCCAAGUGAAUUGCCAGCAAUAUAUAGAUUAAACUGAUACAAUUAGACAAACAUUGGAUUCUAACAAAACAUGUAUGACAUGCAGGAGCAGAAGGUGGAGAGGGACUUGCCCAACUGAGCUUACAAUCCAAAGAUACUUACCUGAAGAUUUCUUCUCUGUUACACGAAUUUCCUUUACAUUGCAUGCGUGAGCAUCUAUUUCUUCAAACAAAGCAUCUCAGAAUUCCCAUUGUGGAUGGACCCACAAUGCUGCACUUGGCGUCGUGGGAGGAGUCAGUUGCACUUGCAAGCACUGGUGCCUCCAUGUUUGUAGCUUUUACCUCUAAGAGAGUGGCAAAACUGAAUAAAGGUUUUCAGGUCAACCUUUUUAUCCUUAAAGUGAACCUAUUAACCUUAAAUCACAGAUAUAUGGUGUAUUCAAUGUAAAAUAUAGAGAUUUACUCACCUCUCCUCCCUUAGAGCGCUGCCAUCUUAGCUUCGUGGGUGUACUCUUCAUGUAGCAGCGUCCUGGCAAUUGAACUGAGUGAAAUCAUGUCACUCCGUUCCUAUACUCCUCAGCCGGCGCUAGCAUCGCUGACUAGGGAAUCUCCAUAGGAACCACUGCUCAUGCCCUGUGUUUGUUAAGCUGAAGAGCAGCAGAAGGACUUCCUGUGGGGGGGGGGGUGUCGUUUCUGCUCUUCCUUGUCAGUCAAUGCCUCGGGAGAAAACCCUAUCUUUAAAUCUAUAUAUUUGUUGGCAAAACUGCUAGCGCCAGUUAUAGAUAGAAUCUGAUGCUCAGUCUAAUGAUCACAAGUCGUUUGGGACGUGGCAAGUGCCCUUUGAUGUUGCAGUUCCAUUUGUUAUUUUUCCACAAUCCCAAGUUUACUGCAUAGACCCUCUAUCUAUAUAUCUAAUAAGAAUACAAUGCAAUCUGUAUGGUCCAAUUAGGCAAGCAAAUGCACACAUUUUCAUUAGUUAUUAGUCCAAGCAUUGGUUUUCCUCCCUCCCUUUUUUUUUUUUUAAAUCAUGGAACACUUUUUGUUUUUGUGCAGUAAGUUUAUUCCUCAAACAAUUUGAAACCAUGAAUUGCUGCUUGUGUCUGACCGAUCCACUGCUUGUGAGAUAAAUCCUUUAAAAGCAGAAGUUAUAUUUGCGAGUGUUCAAAGCAGAACACAUGUUGGAUUGGUGGAUUUCUAUAAUUUACAAAUAUGCUUAUUUGGUUUUAAAGUGGAAACUUUAAAUUUUCCCAUUAACUGAUGGGCUAGAGAAUAUCUUGGUUUUUCCUGUGUGUAUCUGAUAUCCAGCUCUUGUUUUACCCUCUGCUGUCACGUAUUCUUUCUUAAAUAAUGAUUUUAUGCCUUUAAAUUUAAAUUUUUAUUUUUUAUUUUUUUUUAAAUGAGGUGACAGAUCAGCAUUCUGUUGCAAGAAAUUUUUCUUUAAUGGGACUGAUGUAUCCAGGGACAUUUUAGCAGAGAAUAUGGCGGCAGAGGUGAUAUCCUGAGAUUUGAUGUGAAUUUUUCAUCCGAUUUGGGUCCAGACGCUGACCAGGUGUUUUGUUCUGUGUUUCAGGAUUGUGGUAGUUUUGGAUUCCAUGAUUAAAGUGUUCACAUUUACACACAACCCUCAUCAGCUGCACGUCUUUGAGACAUGUUACAAUCCUAAAGGUAGGCUGUAAUGUUGGACGGAUGGUGGAUCUGGUUACAAGAAUGUAUCUGCAUCCUAGGUUUAAGACUACAUUACUCUGACAGUCAGAGAUCCAUGUAGCUUUUAUUUCAGUAUUAAAAUGGACUUUCCAUUUUAAAGUGAUCCAAAAGCUAACACAGGUUGUCUUUUAACAGAUGGUAGUAGCAUUUUUUUAAAUUUAUUUUUUACAUUUUGUCAGUUUAGUAAACUUUACAGAUAUGUUUUGCCUCAUUGUGUAUCUAAAGCAGUCUCACACUGCCCCCUUCCCCCCUCUCCCAGGAUUGUGUGUUCUGUGUCCAAACAGCAAUAAUUCGUUACUGGCAUUUCCUGGAGCUCACACUGGCCACGUGCAGAUCGUAGAUCUUGCCAGCACUGAGAAGUCCCCAGUAGAUAUACCGGCUCAUGAAGGUGUGCUGAGCUGUAUCGCCCUAAACUUACAAGGGACCAGAAUUGCAACAGCGUCUGAGAAGGUGAGGAUUGACCAUGCAGGGUCUCCCAUGUGCAACAAAAAACAUAUGGCGUGACACAAUACAGGCAAUGUCCACAUCAGAUUCUGAGGAUUGAUAUAAUAGGAUUAGAAAUGAGAAGCAUUAGGAGGAAGUCCUGGACAGAAUGAGGACAAGUAGCUUUACCAACAGCACCUUUAAGAAAUAGAACCGUAUCCUUCUUAGCAGGAGUUUACAGUUUAUGAAGCAAAACAUGCAGGCCUAAUCACUAAAGUGUGAACUGUGGGAAUUAUUAUUAUUUAUGACGCUCCAACAAAUUCUGCAACGCUGUACAAUAGGUGGACUAAUAAACGAGAAUUUGCAACUGGGCAAGUUAGAUAUACAGGAACAGAGGGUCCUACUCAAACAAGCUUACAUUCCAAAGGGUAGUAGGAUAAGGUGUACUUCAUAUAAUCGAAGAGAUUACAAUGAGGGCUUAGCUGUUUAGAUGAUAUAGUUGUAGGAGAGAAGGUGGAUCUUGUGUAGAGGGAAAGCAGCUAACAGUUUAAUUAAUCUAUCUUCUGCAAGAAGUGUGUUUUCAGUGAAUUAUUUAUUUAUUGACAUGAAUAGGGACUGGGUGAGAGUCUAACGGAGCAGGGAAAGGAGUUCUAUAGAAACGGUGCAGGUCUCUCUUAAAGGAACUCUUGAAAGUGGGCGUCAGAACAACCAAUGGAUAGUCUUUGGCAGAGCGUGGGGGCCAGGUAGACAGGAGCAGUGUGUCGUCGUCGUCCCCCCGGCAGCUAUAAUUCCAGCUUGGCUAAAAACUUGAAAUUCACUUUGAAAUUGAACCGUCCGCAUUUUAAUGAAUAACGGUGAUAUUCUAAUUCUUUCUUCACAGGGAACUCUCAUAAGAAUAUUUGAUACGUCAACUGGACAUCUCAUCCAAGAACUGCGACGAGGAUCACAAACUGCAAAUAUUUAUUGGUGAGUUAAGAAAUGGUUGUUAUAUUAUAAUGUUUGUUUAUCUCGUACAGCUUCUGUUUCUCAAUGCCACCAUCAAAACAGGCAAACGCUGAAUGAAAAGUUCCCACUAUUCCAAUAGCCUAUGGUAAUGGCAGGAGAUGGCUAGUAACUGUGCCAUUAAGGAAUACUGUAUUCCUAACACUAUAGUGUCCCUCUUCCAUCCUUUAUGCACCUUAUUGUAGCGCAGAGGUCCCUUGGUCCUGGGUGCCUCCUCUGACAUCAUUACGAGGGGUAAUCUAAUGCACAUCCUAGAGAGGGCAGUGCACACUUCAGUGAGAUGAAUUGGUGUUUGUGACUUUAGUGGCCCUUUCACUACACUUCCCCCAAUGCUGAACCAGCCAUUACUCCUCUCAGGGCAGUAGUGAUUGUGGAAUUUGUUCUCAAGAGAGGUUGUGUGGGUGAUAACCGUAAUCUUGACAGGUGUUGGGCAUAAGAUGAAAAAUCAAAUUGUAAAACUCGCAGGGAUUCUGUUUGAGUUUCAGCUAAUCCAUUAUCUGCUUGAAACUAUGUUCAGGUUGUACAUAAUUCAAUCUCGUCACGUGGAAAGAUGAAUGUAUUUAAUCCAUAAUAAUCCGUAUAGUCACGUAAUAUAUGAGAACAAGCAAACGUGUGACAUGCCAUCACCAAUUCCCUUUUUUUUUUUUUGUAGCAUUAAUUUCAAUGAAGAUGCAUCUCUAAUCUGUGUUGCAAGUGAUCAUGGUACAGUGCAUGUCUUCGCUGCAGAGGAUCCUAAGAGAAACAAGCAGUCCAGGUAUGGGGUGUAUAGGGAUAUCCUAUGUUCAGAGUGGUGGGUCUCUACGGUUCUGAAUUACAGGCAGUUCUCUCCAAGGCUGGAAAGAAUAGUUUGUAUUUAGUGUGGUUAUAUUAACCAGGAAGACCCGGCAUUGUCCACUAUUAGUUUUAUAUAAAAUAUGUACGGUUACAAGAAUAGCCACAUGAUAAAGUACACUUUUCUUUCUUUAAAAAAACAGAAAUCUAGAUUAAAAGGAUAUGUUGGUUUUCAGUAUUUAAUCCAUUGAUUUUUUUUUGAUUUUUUUUUUUUUUUUUUUACAUACGACACAUGGGUGAAAACAAUCCAGCAUCAGUAAACCAUCAAUAACGUCUUCUUACUUUGAGUCGAAACGCAGACCAUAUUGUCUUCUCCAGAAUUCUAGGUUAAAUCUACUUGAAGUUAAUUGUAUCAGUAAAUUGCAUUGCCAAGUUAGUAGUGGUUCAUUUUAGUCGCGACUCUGUUCAAUGGAAGUGUAUUCAGGCUUGAAGUUCAGUAAUUAAGUUCGUUAAUACCCCCUUUCGUGGUAAUAUGUGCUUAGAUAAUGAGAGGGUUAUUCAUCAAACCUCAAAUUGUAACAAGUUGGAAUCUUCAUUGCGAGAUGUAGGUUUAAAAAGCGGGUCUGGAAAAUUCUCCAAACUUUAGUCACAGAUUGGAUACUUUGCAUUCAUAUUUCAAUUUGCUAAAUAAUUCAAGUUUAGUGAAGAAUGUCUCUAUUCUGUAAUGAAAUUGCAAAUAUAAAAGAUUUUUCAUUGCUAGGGUGUUAUUGGAUUAUGUGAUAAAGUGUGUAAAUAACGUGCAAAUAAUGAUUCCAUUCUCUUGUUUUUUGUCUCUAUUUUGCAGUUUGGCCUCUGCUAGUUUCCUCCCAAAAUACUUCAGCUCCAAGUGGAGUUUCUCUAAAUUUCAGGUUCCCUCUGGAUCACCUUGUGUUUGUGCCUUUGGAACAGAGCCCAGUUCAGUCAUAGGUAAAUCCCUGUGUCCUCAUCUACAUUACUGUUUUCUCAUUCUUGUGCUGCACUCCACAUGGUGUGUUUAUCAUAGCUGCAGUGGCCUGGUAGGCACACCUAGAAUCCAGUUACAGAUACAUUAAAAGAAAUUAAUAAGCUAGGGAUCCAAAGCAUGACUAUAGUUUAGACUCUAAAAGCUAGCUGAGCAUCAAAGGAAAUGUAGUCCAGAAACAAUUUAUGGUGUCAAAGUUAGCCAUCAGUGACUUAGAAGGUAGUAGGGGAGAUGUAUUAUUCACUAAAGUAAGCAUUGCCAGGUUUCCACUUGACUAUAAAAUUCACUUUCGGAAUAACCUUGAUAGAGUAAUUGUUGUCCGGGUGUAAAUGUUACAAAGAAUUAGGGGGAGUGCAGGGGUGGACCCUUAGACAAGUUUAUAAUGUAUAUCUAAGCUAGUUAGAUCACCACUGUACAAUCCUCCUUAAGCGCGAACAUCUGCCUUCAGUCCCAUUUUGUUCACCUUCAUCUACAACCCUUGAGGCAAGCUGCACAUAUGAAGAAAUAAGUUGUCUUAGCUGCAGAGAUGGUCUGCCUUUGGUUAUGGAGGAUAUGACUAGUUGCAUCUCACCGUGUGCACACUAACCAGUCUGUCUCUUUCAGCUAUCUGUGCAGAUGGCAGCUACUACAAGUUUCAGUUUAACCCAAAGGGAGAAUGUACCCGUGAUGUCUACGCCCAGUUUCUGGAAAUGACUGACGAUAAACUCUGACCACGUGGAAUUGGAAACAUUUACUCUCACUAAAGGAUGGGACAGGCAGAAUUGCUAUAUUUCGAUAAAACUCUGACAACCUUUUCAUAUUGGGUUUUUAGCAUUGAAAUCAUUUCACUUUCUGUAAUGCUUCAGAGUGUCCUGUUUUCAGAUAGAAUCCCUGGCCAUAUGACUGGCAAGGUUUUAUUAACAGUUAAGUGAAGGUUUUUAAGACUUUAUUAAAGUGAGGAUAUGAAUCCCUUAGAUUCCUUCCCCUGCCAGAAAUGAGCAGAUGCCUUGAUAGAAGGGCAAAUACAGCUUCCUUGGUGCCCCUUUUAACACAUGGAAUGCCAACAAAUGAGGGAGGGGGGGAUUAAAUACCUCUUUGGCACUCUUAUUACAUUAAAGCAUUUUUAAAGACUAAUUAUGUAAUUGUGACACUAACCUAGCGCCUUCAUAGCACUGAGCAACCACUAAGUGUUAACUCAAUUUAAAAAAAACACUUAAUGAAUGGUGAGUUAACCCCGUAUCUACUGCCAGGACUUGCAGGCUGCAGCUGGUUUAAAAGAUGUUGGGAAACCUCUCCAGCCGACUACAGGGGUGAGGCACGUAAGACCACUUUAAUUUGAAAUUCUAGAAUAGUGCGCCCCCCCCCCCCCUUUUUUUUUUGUCCCUGUCAAACUCCAGAUAACUGUAGAUUAGAUUUUGAUUUUAAUUUUAUUUUUGACGUGUAGAACCCUGCAUGUUGCUUUGUGAAAUUAAUCACAACUUCCGUUUGUUUUGCACACUUAUUUGUAAAAAUGUUAUUGCUUUUUAAUAAAACAUGACCAAACAAUGCCUGUGAAUCAUACUGGGAGGGAACUAGAAGAAUUGAGAAACAAAGCUGCUAAAAUGUAAAGUUAUCUGAACUCUACUGUGCCACUAAAAUAAAAAAAUAAAAAAUUGCUCCCCAGCAAGGCCGGAAUAACCAUUUCAUGAUGAAGGGUUUAUAUAAUCUGACCGUCCUGCCACAUCCUCCUUCAUAAAGAAAGACUAAUCACACCUUUUUAUUUAUUCUUCUGAACUACCUGUUCACCUCUCAGGUGCAGUGAUAGAAGGGACGGGGGGAGGUGUUAAUCUCAAUAUUUAUACCUUUAGAACAUGUCAGGUUGAAAUGUCAGACUAAUGUGCUUGAUAAAAAAAAAAAAAUAAAAAAAACUGGUGUUCAGCCUGGUCCAGGAUUACAAGAACACUUUCCAACUCAUCGAUUUGGGGGAGGGCAGUUAAUAAAAAAAAAAAAAAAAUCUUGUAAAUCUUGAGCUGUUCCUGACCCCCUAUAGUGUUCCUUUAAAAAGACCACAGCUGAGACACAUCUCGAGCUGACAAAUCUAUGCCAACUAGCACCUCGCUAGAACAGGAUUCCUCUGUGUGAUUGUUAAAAUUACUUGAAAAGUGAAUUCCGGUGACUGAGUCUGAUUGCAGCAAUGAGAACUCCGAUAGAUAUAGGGCUUCCUCUGUUUAUGGGCCAAGCCUGUCCGUAUAUAAAAUCUUUCCACAAAGUACAGAUGUUUUAAGCUUCACUAAUCACAGCAGCACUGCAUGGUUAAAUCGGUCUCCAAUCAGGAGAAUGCAUAAUGUUCACAAAACUGGAACACUUCGAUCAAAAUUUUUUUUUAUAUAUAAAAACUUUUUGUAUCUAUCCCAAAUAAAAGUGUAGCACUAAAUGUAUGCAUGUUUUCAUUGGGGGGUGGGGGGUAGAUCUAAACAUUGCUAAAAACUGUAGAUCUGUAGCCCUCUCCUUUUGCAUCUGUGCCAGACAAACGACCACUUAGAAGGUUCUCAUUGAAAAGCCCCUGGUUUUGAACAAUGUGUGCACCUGUUUGCUCCUUUUUAAAUUCUCACUACUCUAAGCCAGGGAGUCCACCAAGAGGCACACUUUUACAGGGGGAAGAAGGUAUACCCACUGCACAGAAUGUGUUACUCUUCUGUUGGCUUAAUAGAAAUUACAGCAUUGGGGGGGGAGAGAGAGUGUAAGUGUAUUGCAGAAUGCUGAACAAUAAAACUAUCCCCUUAGCUACACCCCCCCAUACCAGAAAUACUACCUGAACGGUGUAUGUCCACAGCUCAACCCCUCACUGCACAUAAUGAGCUGCUUGUAAUCACCACCUGGCUAAAGCCAGUCCCAGAAACCACAAACAAGCAGUGAUAUUUCCUCAUUAUUUAUCUUGUUGGGUGUCCUCUCUCUCCUCCUAGUGCAAACUGCGUUGUAGUUCAGAUCAUGCUGUUAAAGUGGCUGCCACCAAAAUUAAACUAAUCUGCUUUAAUCUCUUUAUUUCCAUAGAGUUCUAGUUUUAAUUAAACGAAUAAAGAAAAGCAGGGACUACUACAUCUUCCUCUAUUAGGAAUCAGGUUGACAAAACGGAGCACUGAGAUUAAAGCUAAUCAAAUUUACCCCCAAUUCAUCAGUACAAUCAGGCCCACAGAAGGAAAACACAUCACAGACAGAGGAGAACAAAAUAGCUGCUCCCACAUACCGAGAUCCGGCCCAAGGAAAAAAAAUUAAAUACAUUUAACCCCUUAAGGACACAUGACAUGUCAUGAUUCCCUUUUAUUCCAUUAGUUUGGUCCUUAAGGGGUUAAAGGCAACUGGCAAGGAGGGAAGUAUCAUGAACAUACAGAGGGCAACAGAAAAGAAAAACGAGACCGGUCCACUUUAAGACACGAGCUGCAUCUAUACAUCACUUUGAAAAACCUGGCUCCUAUUUUUUUUUUUUUGCUGGCUCCUAGAUUCAAUGUCAAAUUUUUUUUUAAAUAUAUAUAUAUUUUUUUUUUAAAGGGACACUAUAGUCACCAGAACCACUACAGCUUAAUGUAGUUGUUCUCUUGUCUAUAACCUGUCCCUUCACACUUUUCAAUGUAAACACUGCCUUUUCAGAUAUCAGUAUUUACAUUGCUGCCUAGUAACACUUCUAGUUAAAGUCACCCAGACAGCCUCCAGCAUGCAUCCUGGGUCAGUGCUGGACAGUACGCAGCACCUACAUUUAGAGACGCUGAAUGUUCCCCAUAGAGAUGCUGUCAAUCAAUUCAACUCUAAGAGGAGAUGCUGAUUGGCGCAGCAUGGUGUUUUGCCACACAUGCGCAAUAGCCUCCCACUGCUCUCAUACGGGAAAGCAUUGGAUUGGCUGAGCUCAUCAAGAUUAAUGAUCGCAGUCACAGAGACAGGGCCAGGGGGAAAAGGUGAGUAAAAACCCCUUACACACGUGUGAUUGAAGGGGGACCUGUUACCUAAACCCACACGUCCAUUCAGCCUCCCUACCUGGAGUAAUUCGGCUUUCCCUGAGGUCCAGUGGGGGCUUCAGUCACCUCCCUGCUCUGCUCCAUAGAGUGUUGUUAUAUUCUGGCUCCGGGCAUCAGUGGAGGGCACGCGAGGGAGCAGGGAGGGCGGUAACAGCUCCCUUGUGUGCCUGCCCGUCUGUCUCAAUCCUCCAGCCCGUGCCUAACACCCCACGAUCUCUAUCAGAUGGCUAGCCGUCCGCAAAUGCUCUCCCUUUAGCCAGGCCAACCGCAUGCCCAUGCUCUUUAUGGGACGGUCAGCCGCCCGCCUCCCUCCACUCAGAGGCGGCUGACCACCUCGGGAUCAAGGGGCCAACAAAUCCUUAUCACCAUGGCAACCUGGCUGCGGGGAUUUCUCGAGCCCAGAAUUGGCAACACCCUCACUUUAGAGCACGCAUGCCCUGAGCUGCUCGCAAUGCGGCCCAGUUGCCAGCCGGGCAGUGAGGGAGCCAUUACAUACUGUGCUCUAUGCACAGCUCCCUCACUUGCACUGCAGUGAGCUGGCAGCUGGGAUAUGACAUCCUGGCAUCACUACUGGGUGCACGAGGGAUCUGAGCAGGAAGAGCAUAGUGAUCCCAUCACAGAAGCAACCAGUGGCUACCAGGGUGAGGAUGCACUUUAGCCUCCCCAGAGCAAGACAGGGAGGCUGGGUGGACCUCAAUUACUAAAUAUGUGUGUAUGUCAGUGGGUCUCUGUGUAUGUGUUUAGUAGAUAGCAAUGCCACAUAAAUUAUUUGAAAUAUCAAUACUGUCAACAGGCUGUGUUAAAGAAAUGUCUGUCGGCAGCUAUAUUGUCAGGAACAUCAAUAAAGCAAGAAGGAUUAUUCAGAAUCUUUCUAUUAAUCAACUGCUAGUCCCCAAAAAACAUAUUUAAGAGUUCUUGGAUUUACUUUUGGAGACUACUUACAAUAUAAAAAUACUCAAACAUGGAAAGGCAGGACUUGGCCACUAUUUACAUCUGGUGCAAGUAAGAAAUCUAAAGACAAGGGAGAUACUGUAAUCAUUGCGAUAAAAGGGGAAUAAUAUAAAGGGGAGCUUUAAACAGAGGAUCAGUAAAAAAAAAAAAAAAAAAAAUCAUUUAGAAAAUCCAGCAAGUGACCAUACCCUUUUUACACUAUGGACAGAAAAUAUACACUUAUUCUAUCCAACCCUAUUGCAGAAUCCCAGAGAGCUCCAAAUCGGGCCAUAUUAAUACUAAAUGUGUCUAAAUUACAGAUAAACAUACUAUGGUCGCAUAUUCUUUGCCUUCACAUUUACAUUACAUGAAACAAAAAAUGGUGCACCCUUCGGUCUUUUAAAAAGGAAAUUAAAAUGAAAGCUUGUUGUGUAAGUUAAAGCAGGUCCUUCCACACAACCAGUGAGACCUUUAAUUGCCAAUUACAGCUAAACUUUCUAUAGUUCUAAUUAGUGCCUGUUGGCAAGAGUUUAAACUAAUCCAUCAAGAUUGUUGCUUAAAAUGUAAUUGCAAACAAGUUUUCAUUUCCCUAAAAGAAAAAAAAAAACCAAACAAACACAUUUUAACAGUGAAAAUGCAGUGGUACACUGCUACAUAAACUAACCUACCAGAAAUCAUUCCAUCACCACCAGCUUGGAAAGGAGAUGUGGGAACUAUAUACUGCCACAGUCUCAGAAAAUUUUCAUUCAAAUAUUUUUCCCACUAAAAAAUAAAAUAAAAAAGGUUCCCCCCUUCGAUACACAGAAACAUGUAACCAGUUCUUGUUAUCUUUCAUGUAAAUUUAGCCACCACCUAAUAUUACCAGAAUAGGUUAUAGUCUUGGAACAAAAAAAGCAAGGAGUAUGAAAUUUAUCAAUGGUCAUGUUUCCCUUCCGCAAAAAGUGCAGAUUUCAAUAGAAAUGGAGAAUAUUUAAGAGGCAGCAAUUGCUGAGAGCACCUGCCUUGCAAUGACUUCUCAUUGAGCUGCAUUUGGGAGGUCUGAUUGGACAGACACAGAAAGUCUGUGCGGGGUUAGAAAGAGACAAACGAAAUACAGGUUGUGAAAAAUAGUUUUUAGAUAUAAAACUCCAAUGAAAAAAAUGCAGAAUUAAAUGCGAGAAAGUUUUCAUUUUGGGCACAUCUACUACACAGGGAUAUUUAUUUUGUAUGUGGGCAGUGUAGUUUUUUUUUAUUUUUAUUUUUUUAAUGGCCAAGUAAAUUGAACAAUCUGAGAUAUUAAAACAUUGUCUGGAUAAUAGGAUACCUAACAGGUAGGAGGGGGAGAUACAAUUCUCCACUCAUUUCAAUCACAAAUAUCCAAUAGUAAUCUGAGUGGACUGUUCGUCGUGCUGGAUAUGAAUUAUCGGACUUUGCUUUUUCAAGUCUGUAAUUCGGCAGCCCUACAGCUUCCUGUAAAGCUACACAGAAUGCAUUUCACACACAUAUAAUACAAUCAAGACUAAAGUGCAUUUUGUGUUUUUGUAUAUCUUCCAUGGAUUUGGAGCACCUCUGCAGUUUACAGCUACCAAAUGCCCAGCUCAGCCAAUUCCUGGUCUUUUAUCAAUUCCAAUUAGCAUAUUAUUGUGAACAAAACAAACAGCUUUGUAUUUCCUAAAAUUGUACACAAGUAUAGGCAUGGCACCAUUCAGUAUUUUCGAAGUCCUCAUGCGGUUUAUAGGGAGCUACUAGAGACCAAUGUAUUGGCUAAAGACAAACCACCAAUACUCGGGCCAGCUUUGGUCCACUCAGAUUUAAUUUAAACUCUUAAGAACUAAUGAUUAUAUUUGCAACCAGAAAAAUCUGUGUUCUAAAGGGCAUAUUCCACAAAGGAAUGACCUAUUAGAUGACACUUCAGCAUGAAGCAGAAAAGCAAUUGACAGUCCUUGGUGGUAUGUAGUUGCAUUUUCUUUAAGUUUGUUCCUUAAUGGGUUAAAAAACAACCCAAAAAACAUCCUUUGGUUAACUACCUACUAAUGUCUGAGGUCAUUCAUCCCUGAUCUGAUAAGAGCUGUGGUUCUAUGGACUAGAGCCCCUUAACCUGAACUACACAGUCAUUUCCUGUGACACAGAACCCACACUGUGGGGUCAAAUGCUGCUAAACAAGAACUCCUCACCGACUCCAGCUGAUGAGACUUAUCACAAAGCCUGCUGGUGACUGGACUGGAAAUCGAUUACCACACCAACCACAGCAUUCAAAGCUAUCUGCUAUCUCAUUGCAUACUCAAUCCACAAACUGCAGUUGCAAAGCAGAGUAUCAUUAGGUCUGUGCUGCGGAAGCUCCUCUAGUGGCUGUCAUACCGACCGCCACUAGAGGUGGACUUAACCCAGCAGCGUAAACCAUUGCAGUUUCCCAAACAAUUAUUACAUUGCAGUGUAAAGGGGACAGGACCACUGCACCCUGGUCCUUACAUUGAGAUUAAAUGAAUUCAUUGCACCAAAAACAUUCACCAACAAUUAGACGUGAAAGUGUCAGCAACAGUUU